Molecule: messenger RNA, 1356 nt
Organism: Lichtheimia ornata
Lineage: Eukaryota; Fungi; Mucoromycota; Mucoromycetes; Mucorales; Lichtheimiaceae
Exons: 7
Coding region: 1-1356 (451 amino acids)
Molecular function (GO): GDP-Man:Man(1)GlcNAc(2)-PP-Dol alpha-1,3-mannosyltransferase activity; alpha-1,3-mannosyltransferase activity
Source: RefSeq, a predicted model, not a curated record
AUGACCGACAAGCGAUUGAGGAUCGCGUUCAUACACCCUGAUCUCGGCAUUGGUGGUGCUGAGCGAUUGGUGGUGGAUGCUGCCGUUGCCAUGCAGUCCAAAGGUCAUCACGUCGCCAUGUAUACCAGUCAUCACGACCCCAAGCACUGCUUUGAAGAAACACGCAAUGGAACGUUACCAGUGCAUGUUUAUGGCGAUUUCCUACCACGUACUAUCUUGGGUCGUUUCUAUAUCGUGUGUGCCAUCCUACGUCAACUUGUCCUUGCCAUGACGCUUCUUUAUCAUGAACGCAACUCGUACGAUAUUCUAUUCAUUGAUCAAUUGAGCGCAUGUAUUCCAUUAUUCAAGCUGUGCAGCUCAUCACGGAUCUUAUUCUACUGCCAUCAUCCAGAUAAGCUCCUGACGGAUCGGAAAACGAGUCUCAAAAAGUUGUAUCGUGCCCCCUUUGAUCGGUUUGAGGAAAUGACUACAGCGAUGGCCGAUACAAUUGCUGUCAAUAGCGAAUAUACAGCCAGCGUCACGCGACAAUCAUUUCCUACCAUCCUCAAGGCCUUACGUGUCCUUUAUCCACCCAUCAACUUUACAGCCUAUGAUCGCCAGGUUGAUGAGAAUGAUCCUUCCGUGCAGAUCCUUGCUUCAUCCAAGAAUACACUCUUAUCUAUCAAUCGCUUUGAACGUAAAAAGAAUGUUGAAUUGGCGCUACGUGCUUUUGCAUCGCUCAAGUCCACCGUGGAUGAUGAGACAUUCUCAAAGUAUCGUCUCAUGUUGGCAGGUGGCUAUGAUCGUCGUGUGAGUGAAAAUGUGGAAUACCUUGAAGAAUUGGAUACGUUGGCUCGAACACAAUUUGGAUUGCGUACCUUUAUCCUUUAUCCCAAUGCUUUGGAAACCCCACCAGCGGAUACACAUGUCGUGUUUCUAUGUUCUUUUAACGACUCGCAACGCACCUAUCUUCUUCGCCACUCGACUUUGAUGUUGUACACGCCAACGAAUGAACAUUUUGGCAUUACACCUGUCGAAGGCAUGUAUACCGAAUUACCUGUCAUUGCCACGAAUACGGGUGGUCCCUUGGAAACAGUCAAGCAUGAGGAAACAGGGUUGCUUUUGGAAUCGGAUCCUAAAGUAUGGGGACAAGGUAUCAAGGAUAUCAUUUCUGGUCGUUAUGAUGCCAAGGCCAUGGGGCAACAAGGGCGUCGACAUGUACAAGCCAUGUUUUCACUUCCUGCAUUCGCUGAUCAAAUGCAACAUGUCUUGGAUGAAAUAAUCAAAGUCGCACCUUCUACGCCUACUAGUUUAGUCGUACUACCCAUGGCUGUUGCUAUAUUGGUUGUUGCAUUACUCUUUACGAUGUACUACUAA